Molecule: messenger RNA, 4305 nt
Organism: Arvicanthis niloticus (Nile rat)
Lineage: Eukaryota; Metazoa; Chordata; Mammalia; Rodentia; Muridae
Gene: Cc2d2b
Product: coiled-coil and C2 domain containing 2B
Biological process (GO): non-motile cilium assembly; protein localization to ciliary transition zone
Cellular component (GO): ciliary transition zone
Source: RefSeq, a predicted model, not a curated record
AUGAAAAAAAUUUCAAAGAAAAGAGAAGAGAUUUUUAAAAAGAUGUCAGAAGCAGCAAUCAGCAGCACAGAAGAAAUAACGGACAGGCGUCUGUCAAAAGAAGAAAAUCAAAACAUAACAGAGACACUGAGAGGCAAAGUAAGAGAAAAACUGAAAAAUGCUAAGAUCAGUCAAGGUGAAAAGUCCUCACCUGAGAUGCUCACUGAUACAAAGACUACAAAGAUACAAAGAUGGUCUAAGACUGAAGUCUUGCUGGAUGAAGGUCUUUCAUUUUUCAUCCUGAGUGGAGAAGAAGAUUCAGCAAUGAGCCGGUCUUCGAGGCAGAGAACAGUAAGUGAGAGUUACUUCAAGCACUCUGCAUCAGAUGGUAGUUUCCAAAAUGCUGCUGAGGGCCAAGAUGAGGACUUUAUGGAAGAAGUAAUUUUAACGGAUUUAUUUGAGGUGAAACCUGCGGAGUAUGAAGAUGAUCAAGAACAGAUAAAAAAACAGGAGGCAAACAUAUUUGUGCCAAGUAGUUCUCCAGUGGCCAGCCAGCAGAAACUGCCAAAAGGCAUGCUGCCUCGCAUUUUAGAAGACGAAGGAUUCUACAUUCAGAAAAAGCCAGAGACAUAUAAAAAGAUCUGCAACAAAAUGGAAAAUCGCCUGCUCAGCCUGCAGGAGGGAAAAUGUUGGUUUGAAGAAAGUGGAGAAAUAAUGUCAUUACCUUCACCUAUUAGACAGUCUUGGAAUUUUAGGCUCUGCACGAGCAAGGAAUCUUUGAAUCCAGCACUAAAGACCAUACACAGAAAGGCGGUGAAAUCUGAUGUGGGGUGCUGUUUUGGAAACAGAAUGGAUGGUCAAAAGGAAAUGUACCAAUUAGACCUUAACAUUGUGGGCUUGCAGUUCAGUCAUCACCCUCUCUUCAAUCAAGAGCAAGUCCUCUGUUCCAGGCUGCUUCAGCUCUGUGAGUCUUUCCAGGACAGGCAGAAGCAGAGCUUAUCUCAGUUGCUCUAUGAGAAGCUGAGAGCCCUGAAGGAUGCUACCAACUUAGCAAGCAAAAACCCAGAAUUAAGCCAGUUUACCAGAAAAUCGCUACAAGAUUAUUAUCGGCAGAUAAGUGACACGAAGCAGCUGUAUGAUGCAGAAAGGGAGAAGGACCACUCCCUGCUGCACAGUGUCUUACAGACUUGGAAACAGAUAAAAUCUCUCCGGCAAAAGCAAGGAUUUACAAGCACCCCAGUAAAGCUGCAGUUUCAUAGGAUAAAGGUGAACACGUGGGAUGAGCAGAGCCAAGUGGGAGUGUCAGAAGGACCCAGGGACGGAAGUGAGGAAACUUCAUUUCAGAAUGAAGACACACAGGAGACUCUCUCCCAUCCAGCCUCAGAUCCUGAAGGAAUGGAAGUUGAAAAAAUAAAGCUAAUCAAUCUGGUGCCACAGCUUUCUUUCACAGCAGAACUGACAAACAUAUCCAAGUGUUCAUUAUACGAGCAAAAGAGGAGAGCCAAAAUGCAGAAGCUUAAGUAUUUUAUCAAAAUAUUUUACAAUGAUAAACAGGUUUCCCGCACCUCAGUGUCUCCCCUACAGUUUGACUUUAAAGUCAUGUUUCAACAGAUUUUUAACAUUCAGCUGAUAUGUUGGCCCGAAACAAUCUGCUUGGAGGUGUAUGAACUAAGUAAAAGGUCAACUUUACUGGUUAAACUGUAUCUGCCUUUACCUAACAAGACAGAGCUGAAAGGCAAGACUAUCCUGGAAUAUACAGAAUUUAGUUCUGAUAGACUUGUCAUACCUAUGGACGGAGGCGUAGGAAGCAAUGUGCCUUUUAAUCUCGAGGAAAGCGAGAAUGAAGAACUUUGCCUUUUAACCUCAGGGAAACUUAGCUACUCCCUCUCAUGGGCCUUGGAUGAAAAUGGAAUCCCUUUGACUCCCGUGUCCCAGUCACUGACAUCUGCAUAUUGUAGUGUGCUAAGGAAUGUGGAUGCAAGAGGUGUUCCUGGACUCCCGUGGAUCGUGAACUCACAAAAACUUUGUGACUGGGCUGAUGACAUCAGGAUUGAUCCGAAUAAUCCAGAGUAUUCAGAUAUAACAGAACUUAUCAUGUAUUUGAGACACAAAGGACAGGAAAUCCCCAAAUAUUUCCGUCUUGAGCAGUUGCAAGAUGAAUUUAACUUUGUGUCCGAGGAAGAAGUGAAAAGGAGCAAACGCUUCCAGCUGUUGCAGCUGAGAAAUGCAGGCCAGCUAGAUCUCUUCCUCCUGCAGCAGAUGCCCCUCUAUGACAACGAGAUUCCAGACAUAGUCUUCCAGGAGUAUGAGAGUCAGGCACAGAAGGAUAUAUCCAUUUCAGAUGUGAACUCUAUUACUGCACAGAGGAUUAAUUCUGUCAAUUUUCUGAAAAAGGUGAGAAGGUUGAUCAUGAAAAAAAUCGUCAAAGUCAGCAAGUUUAACCUGUCAGAUAUUGUGGCUGACUAUGAAGAAAUUGUAUCUACAAGCCAGUUGACAGAUGCGAUUUGUAAAUUCAUUGAACCACGAAGGAAGUUAAAACCUCAGAGGAAAGAAAGAAGAAAAGUCACAGCCCAGAGCAUCUCUGAUGGAGAUAUCAAGAUUCUCGUCAGGAUCCUGAGGGCCUAUAACAUUCCUACCAGAAAAACAAUGUCUUAUAGAACUUUGAGUAUGCCUACUUACCUGAGGUCGUCCAUGUCUCACCUCAGACAUCAAAAUGUCUCUAAACUUGUAGCCUCGGAUGAAGUCAUAAAUGAGGAUCCUGUACAUCCUUUCAUAGAAGUUUCCUUUCAACACACUAUGUAUCAAACCAACAUUGCAAACGGAUCUCAUCCGUGCUGGAAUGAAGAAAUCAAGGUAGAUUUCAUCUCACCAGGACAUGAUUACAGCUUCUCUAGUUUAUCUAAAAUAAAAGAUAACAUACAUAUCAACAUUUUUGAUGAAGUGGUGAUUGAAAAACAUGAGGAUCAUUGUCUCAAGAGCUGCAGUGCUCACUCAUACAUACAAAAGAACUGGCUCGGCUCCAUCAGCUUCCCUUUCUCAGCCCUUCUACAGCAGCCUGAGAUUAGUGGGACAUUUCAAGUGAACAUCCCACCCAUUUUGCUUGGGUACACCUGGAGUAACACUUACGUCCCUCCUAGAGAAGACUGCAGUGGACAGAACCCAAAAGAAUGUACCUUCCUAAACAUUUUUGCUACAAUUGAACCUCAGAUAUCAUAUGUCACGUGCAAUCCAAAAGUCGAUGAGUUUUCAGACCAAAUAGACAUUUUACAGCGAGCACAGACUUUUACCAGGAACUGUAAAGCCAUGUUUCCCAACCGAAGAGUCGUGGCGACUGUUUUUAAUGGUGAAGGGAUGCACAUCUUAGUCACAAGAUACAUCAAGGCAUUGAAUCCACCUCAGCAACUUCUGGAUAUAUUUCUUCAUGACUCAAAUGCAACACUUGACCUCAUCGCCCGAUUUGUAUCUCUGAUUCCUUUUGCGGCAGAGACGUUGGAUGAAAAUGAUGGUUCUGACAUAUGGAUGACAUCAGAGUGCUGUAUUAGUUUGGCCAUUGGAAAUAAAGAAGAGCACGCCGUACUUCUCUGUAAUUUCUUUCUGUACUUCGGGAAGAAGGCAUUGGUGAUCCUGGGAACCUCAGUACUAGAAGGCCACGUGGCUUAUGUAUUAACUCAAGAAACUGGCGAGUGUUUGCUUUGGAAUCCAUCAACAGGGCAAUGCCAUAAGCAGUUUGACCCAUUUUGUCCCUUGCAAAGUGUAGAUUGUUUGUUCAAUGAUAAAAAUGUCUGGUUUAAUAUUCAACAAAAUAAUACACCGAUGGCUGUACAGUUUGACUAUUCAAAAGAAAGCUUCUGGAAACAGCUGCUUCCAAAAAACUUUCAGGGGACCAAAGCCCAGAGUGUGCAGCCUGAAGAAAUAGUUUACUUGGAUACCAAUAAAAGCAUGGUAGAAGAUCUAAAGAGCAGGAUAGAAAGGGCACUGAAAUGUAAGAUGAUGGAAUGGCGGCCUAAGCACCCAACACGCUGGAAUCGACAGUGCACUUCUGUUCUACGGCAAAUCCUUCCUAAACUAGAGUUUUACACAGGAAGUUUUGCUUCAUUUGAAGACAGUGAGUUGGAAAGGCUUCUACAGUUUUAUUGGGUCACAGGAUUUCCCAUCCAGAUGCCCUACACAGAUGUCCAGGCAGUCAUUGAUGCUGUGUACCAGACUGGAAUUCACUCUUCCGAGUUUCCUCAGACGGAAUUUGCUUUAGCUGUAUACAUUCAUCCAUACCCAAACAACAUCUUAUCUGUGUGGGUCUAUUUGGCUUCCUUAGCCCGACAUCAGUGA